AUGAAUGAGGAAAAUGAAAUGAACGAAAUGGAUGAUGCAUGUUAUGACGAAAGGAUCAAUGGAUUAGAAAACGAAACGAAGGAACUGGGGACUAGUGAGAAUAUUACAAAAGUGGGUGAAUUGAAUGAAAUGGUUAUAAAUGAAACGGAAGAUGGUGAAGAAGAUGAUUAUGAUGAAGAAGAUGAUGAUGUAGAAGAUGAUGAUGUAGAAGAUGAUGAUGAGGAUGAUGAGGAUGUAGAUGAUGAUGUUGAUGAUGUUGAUGAUGAUGAUGUUGAUGAUGAUGAUGUUGAUGAUGAUGAUGAGGAGGAGGAUGAAGAAGAUGAUGAUAACGAUAAUAAUAAUGAUAAUAAUAAUAAUGAUGAUAAUAAUAAUAAUGAUGAUAAUAAUAAUAAUGAUGAUAAUAAUAAUAAUGAUGAUGAUGAGGAUCCGAAUAAGUUACAAAUUGAUGAAGAUCCAUAUUUAUUAAAAGACGCAAGUUACAUUAAAAAGAACGAACUAUGGAAAAAUAGACAAAGAGUAUUAAUAGUACGAUCUCCCCUAAAAAAAAAGGGUUGUAAAUCAUUUAUUGAUAAUUUAAAAUUGUUAUUACCUCACCAUAAGAUGGAAAAUAAAUGGGAUAAAAAAGUCCCUAAAAGUGAAUUAAAUGAUAUAAGCUAUAGUAGAAAUUGUAACAAUAUAAUAUUUUUUGAUGUAAAAAGAAAACGUUAUUGUUUAUGGAUAUGUAAAAGUAUAACAGGUCCAUCUUUAUAUUUUGAAAUAUUAGAUUAUAUUCCUUUACAUAGUUUAUUAUUUUCAGGUAAUUGUUUAUUAUAUUCAAGACCUCUUUUAAUAUUUAGUAAACACUUCGAUGAAUUAGAUCAUUUAAAAUUAAUUAAAGAAAUGUUUAUUCAUGUUUUUGGAGUACCAAAUUAUCAUCCACUAAGCAAGCCAUUUUAUGACCAUUGUUAUAAUUUUUUUUAUGUAAAUGAUUUAAUAUAUUUUAGACAUUAUCAAAUCUUACCUGUAACAUUAGCUGAUUCAAAUAAUGUUAAUAAGCAGCAGCUGGUUGAAAUAGGCCCCCAGUUUACUUUACAUAUUAUUAAAAUAUUUGAGGAAUGUUUUAAAGGUAGAAUUCUUUAUGAAAAUGAAAAAUAUGAAAAUUAUGUUACACCUCAACAAGUUAAAUUAAAUGACCACUUGAAGAAAAAAAUGAAGAAUAUGAAAAAGAAAAAAAAUAAAUACAAAAAGUUUAAAUUCAUUAAGCCAAAUAUUAAAACGGAUAUAGACUAUUAA
Molecule: messenger RNA, 1272 nt
Organism: Plasmodium reichenowi
Lineage: Eukaryota; Apicomplexa; Aconoidasida; Haemosporida; Plasmodiidae
Product: ribosome biogenesis protein BRX1-like protein
Exons: 1
Coding region: 1-1272 (423 amino acids)
Biological process (GO): ribosomal large subunit assembly; rRNA processing
Cellular component (GO): nucleolus
Molecular function (GO): rRNA binding
Source: RefSeq, a predicted model, not a curated record